AUCCCAGCGCUGCUGGUUCUGACUGCUCCAUCAUCGCCUCUCGCCGCCGUACUGCCGACUUCUUCUUCGCAGAGAGAGCUGACUUGAUGCGCAUAAUAAAUCAUCACUGCAAGAUUCCCUUCCAAGCCCAGUUUCAGACCUACGCGUGUUGGAUUUGAGAGCGUUAACACAGGCGAGAGUCGAGCCUCUAACUGGGGAUGUUUCAAAUGUGAUUUAGCACGGCAAACAACGUGGGUGUUGUGUGUGUGCGUGUGUGUGUGUGUGUUUUUUUUUUUUUUUUUUUGGUGGGGAGUGGAGGAGAGGGGGGAGAGCAGCGAUAUGAAACCCGUGUGUUUAUGUCUCCUGCGUUAUCCGUUAUAUUUGACUGAUCACCGGAUUUUUCACCUGUAUAUACGACCUUGCGAUUGUGAGCAACAUUUUUCCUAAAAGCGUUUCCAUGGAGGAUCAAUCUGUCGCUUUUUCCGUGAGGGCUGAAUUUGUUUUUUGCUGGUCUCAAGAUAUUUCAAGAUAAGAGGUCAAGCUCCCCUCUCGCAGAACAAGAGUGCCAUUUCGAAGCUUAUUGGAUGAAAGUCUCAUUUGCCCUUCGCUGCCAAAGAUGAUGUUGCCAUGGAAACAUAUUUUACUGUUAUCAAUCAUCAACUGUCUAGCAGAGUGUAUGGACAGUGGGUCAUACCAUGGUCCAAAAUGGAGGAUGGAGCCAGGUGACUUGUUCAUUCCUAUCGACUCCAUAGACGAAGAAGCUACUCUGACCUGUGAUGCAAAGGGAAUGCCACCUCCUCAGUACAGAUGGUCAUUGAAUGGGAGUCUCAUAAAUCUGAGCCUGGAUCGCCGGCGGCGUCUGUCUGGGGGCAACCUCAUUAUAAGCAGUCUGGACCGCUACCAGGAUGUAGGGAUGUACCAGUGCAUGGCGUUCAACACUGUAGGAGCUAUACUCAGCAGGAGAGCAAGUCUGCAGUUUGCCUACCUGGAUCAUUUCAAAGUCCACACCAGAAGCGCAGUGUCUGUCCGUGAGGGGCAAGGAGUGGUGUUGCUUUGUGGAACGCCCACUUCCUCAGGAGAUCUUACAUAUGCAUGGGUCUUCAAUGAGUACCCGUACUUUGUUCAACAAGACAAUCGGCGAUUUGUCUCCCAGCAGACAGGAAACCUUUACAUUGCCAAGGUGGAGCCCUCUGAUGUGGGUAACUACACUUGUGUCGUGAUGAACAGCAUCACAAAGGGCAAAGUUCAGAGCUCACCCACGUCUCUGAUCCUCAGGACAGAUGGAGUGAUGGGUGAAUACGAGCCGAAAAUAGAAGUUAAUUUCCCAGACAAUGUACCCGCUGCAAAAGGAUCAACAGUUACGCUGGAGUGUUUCGCCCUUGGGAACCCUGUACCUGAAAUCACCUGGAAGAGGGCUAACGGCGUUCCCUUCCCCAGCAAAGUCAAAAUGAAGUACUCAAAUGCUGUGCUGGAGAUCCCCAGCUUUCAGCAGGAUGAUACAGGAGGAUACGAGUGUGUGGCGGAGAACAAGAUGGGCAAGAACACAGCCACUGGUCGACUCGCCUUUUAUGCCAAGCCUCAGUGGAUGCAGGCCAUGAAGGACAUGGCCCAGGCCAUAGAGGAGAGACUAUACUGGGAAUGCAGAGCCAAUGGCAAGCCCAAACCCUCCUACACAUGGCUGAAGAACGGCCAACAGCUGCUCUCAGAGGACAGAAUCCAUGUGGAGGAUGGAGUACUGUCAGUGUCGGAGCUGACACUAUCUGACGCCGGCAUGUACCAGUGUGUGGCAGAGAACAAACACGGCGCAAUAUAUUUUGCUGCUGAACUACUGGUUUUAGCCUCUCCUCCAGACUUCACAGGGAACGUCCUCAGAGCUUUGCUCAAAGCCAAGGCAGGAACCACAGUGACUUUAGAGUGUAAACCCCAGGCCUAUCCCAUCGCCAGCAUUUUAUGGAAGAAAGGAAACCUGCCUAUCCACACCAAUGACAGAAUCACGCUUUCCCCAGACGGAACUUUGAGGCUUGCCAACGUGAGCAAGUCUGAUGCAGGCAGCUAUACGUGCUUUGCCAGGAAUAGAUUUGGCAUGUCAAGCACAACUGGACGGCUCCUCGUGACAGAUCCAACCAGAAUCACCCAGGGGCCAGUGGACAUGGAGAUCAUUGUUGGCGAAAGCAUCGUGUUACCCUGUCAGGUCGCCAGUGACCCCGUCCUAGACCUUUCUUUCUCCUGGGCCUUCAAUGGACAGCUCAUCGCCAAGGGAGACGGUCACUUUGAGCUAGUGGGUGGGAGAACAGCAGGAGAUCUGAUGAUCAGGAACAUUCAGCUUUACCAUGCCGGAAAAUAUAUCUGUGUGGUGGACACGGAUGUGGAGAGCCUGUCAGCCGUGGCUGUAUUGAUUGUCAAAGGCCCCCCCAGUCCUCCAGACGCUGUGACGGUGGAGGAGGUGACAGACAGUACAGCCCAGCUGGCCUGGAGUCCCGGCAGAGACAACGGCAGCCCCAUCACCAAUUACCUUAUCCAGAACAGGACUCCUUUCACUGUGGGCUGGCAGAGGGUUAACACAGUCCCUGAGAUUAUCGAUGGCAACACACUGACAGCCACUGUAGUGGAUCUCAAUGCCUGGGUAGAGUAUGAGUUUCGGGUUUUAGCCAAAAACAGUGUUGGGGUUGGAGAGCCUAGCCCUGUGUCAGUCAAGACCAGAACGGAGGACGCAGUUCCUGAUGCAGCGCCAGGUGACGUGGGUGGAGGAGGUGGAAGCAGAUCAGAACUGGUCAUCACAUGGGAGCCUGUCCCUGAAGAACUACAAAAUGGUGAGAGCUUUGGUUACAUCAUUGCUUUCCGCGCAUUUGGAGAAGUUAGCUGGACUCACGUGGCCACCUCUGUCCCCGGUGCAUCGCGCUACGUGUACCGCAACGACAGCAUCGCGCCCUUUUCUCCAUUUCAUGUCAAGGUUGGCACUUACAACAGCAAAGGACAGGGUCCCUUCAGCCCCGUGAUCACCAUCUACUCUGCAGAAAUAGAACCAAGCGGGAUGCCAGCGGGAGUUUGGGCCAGAAGUGUCUCAGCCUCUGAGAUUGAGGUGAAUUGGCAGGCUCUUUCCUUCACCCCUGAAAGGGUUCUGGGCUAUGAGGUGGUAUACUGGGAAGAUGACACUAAACCAGAGACCAUGGGAAAGGUUAGGGUGCCUUGGAACCAAACCUUGGUCACAAUGAGCGGCUUGGCAGGAAACACGCAGUAUUUCUUAACAGUCAGCGCGUUCAACACAGCGGGUACUGGCCCCUUCCUUCCUGCAAUCAAUGUUACUACGAAAAAGCCACCACCAGCCCAACCACCACUGAAUGUCGAAUGGACCCUAAUUGGCUCUCAGCUGUCUCUUUACUGGGAACCUGUGGUGGCAAUGGAAUCAGAGUCAGAAGUUACAGGCUACCAACUGUCAUACAGGAGGCAGAGGCACAAAGAGGUUAACACACUCACAACAACCAAUUCUACAGCAGAGCUGACCCUCCUCGAGGAGGAUGAUGACUACUUCAUCCACAUUCAGACGAUGAGUGAAGGAGGGCUGGGCCCGGCCUCAGAUCCCAUACAAAUCCACCAACUAAGUAUGAGUGCCCGCGGCUCGAGAGCCUGGAGUUCGGACAUCUCCUCCCUCUCCCUGCUGCUUGCCAUUGCAAUAUCAACAUUCAGGUUUACGUGACACAAAGACAAACCCUGCUCUGUUUUUCAACCUUAUUAUUGGUAUUUUUUCUUUCUUGAAUUUGUGAAAGUUGCAGAGUUAUUUCUCGCUCUCAUUUUUGGAGGUGACCGCAUCCUAUUUGGCAGUGUUAGAUUGCAGCUAUGAGGAAGCACACGACUGGAGCGUACUUUCAGGCACUUAAUUAACAGUAAAUGCUUGAGCUUUUUUUUUCUUACGUAGGUCUGAAAUUCUUGCCGGUUGGAACAAUGCUUCAUUUCAUCUCUAUUUUUCAACUCCAGAUUGAUACAGAUGCCUUACUUCCAUCCAUGUGCCAAAGUAGUUUGUUGUUGUUGUUGUUAUUGCUCAGAUAGCUACAUGCUUUCCUCAACAUUGUAUUCCUCACAGUUUCUUAUAAUUCAAGGUCUGAGUGAACCUUGAAGAGGGCCGUGAUGAGAAGUAAUAUUUUGUAUUUUUGAAUAUUUUCAGUUUUCCUCUUCACAUCUGUAUUGGUGAGUAGGAACAUGUUCAUUCACCUGUGGCCGUGCCUUUGGAGAUUCUUGUAACGCUGUCACUUACACUAGCCAGUGAUGCUCCAUGUUUCAGAACAUACUGCAGCCGCCUUCAUCUUUACAGUACGUGUUCCAUUAAAAGUUGCACCAGAUGAAACCCAUAAAACAGCUCACAGUGCCAGUGUUAGCCAUUUACCUUUUAUUUAUUUGAUUUUGGAGAAAUGAAUGUGUACCAUGAGGGCUCUUACAGAAUUCAAUGCCUCAGACCAGUUAUUGUGAUAGCCUGCUGAUUGAUGGAUUGGACUUUACUCUACAUUCUUGAAGAAACAACUGCCGGUAUACAGCAGUAGUGGGAGAGUUAUAUGACUGCCGGUGUAUUUCUUUCAACACUAAUGCUGAAACAAUCAGUUAGUCAACAGAAAAUAAUUAACAAAUCAUUUAACUAAUUUAUCAAGGAAAAAAUGCUAGACAUUCCCAACAAGAUGUGCUUUCAAUUGCAAUACAUUUGCCUCCACAGAAUCCAACGGAGGUCAUUAUCCUGCUUUAUACCAUGGCCACAUGAAAAUAAAAAAAUAUCAUUUAGUCAUUCAGUUGCUUAUAUAACAAUAUGUUAUAUAACGUUUCUGUUAUAUAGUAACAAUAAUUAGUUUAAUUAUCACAUCCAUGACACCCCUCGCUGUAACGGCUGGCUUUUCAUAAUUUGGAACAGUUAUAAACACUUUUGCAUUUUGACGUACUGUAAGCAUAUUUCCCAAAAUGUGGAACCAUUCUUUCAUAUUGUUUUGAUUGAUUGCACUCAAAUGAUUUGUUUAUUAUGUAGCUUCUGUACAUGGGGUGCACGCUCUACCAGGUGAGCUACCCAGACACCCCAGUUUAAUACUUUUUGAGCGUGAAAAUGUACUUAC
Messenger RNA from Etheostoma cragini (Arkansas darter), 5066 nucleotides. It is a transcript of the gene cntn3a.2, whose product is annotated as contactin 3a, tandem duplicate 2. Gene Ontology annotation, biological process: cell-cell adhesion; brain development. The record is from RefSeq and is a predicted model, not a curated record. The transcript is spliced from 23 exons. Bases 596 to 3673 code for a protein of 1025 amino acids. NCBI's taxonomy places the organism in Eukaryota, Metazoa, Chordata, Actinopteri, Perciformes, Percidae. Gene Ontology annotation, molecular function: cell-cell adhesion mediator activity.